Pygocentrus nattereri (red-bellied piranha) is the source of this 3701-nucleotide messenger RNA. RefSeq lists its product as uncharacterized. The coding region runs from base 355 to 2679 and encodes 774 amino acids. The record is from RefSeq and is a predicted model, not a curated record. Lineage: Eukaryota; Metazoa; Chordata; Actinopteri; Characiformes; Serrasalmidae. Gene Ontology annotation, biological process: regulation of apoptotic process. The transcript has 10 exons.
ACCAACACUGAAAACUGGGUCUGAUUGCGUUGGUUGUGUUAAAGAGGUGUAAAUGUGGUUCAGUCGGUUUAGUAGUUAGUUAACUGUCCUGUCAGAAACAGGGGCUACAGUUCUGUAAUUCUGUUUAGACGUGGUCAAGCUUCGUCGCCUUGCGUUUGGGAUUUUCCUUUCAGGUUACAACUUCAAGGAAGUAGACGCUGAAAGUCCGUUCAUGGAAAAGUAAGCUAACGGUGUUUUGUACGUUGUAGUUUCAAGUGAGCCUCGCUUUUCACGCUUUCUUCAUGUUUUCCAGUCGUGGGUGGAGCAGACUAAAGCCAUACAUAACUGAGCUGCAGAUGUCCACAAGGUCCAGCGAUGGCAUCCUCAACACAGAUGUCUCAUGAUUUCGCACCAGGGACAGACGUAAGGGAGACAGUGAAGGCUCGUCUGUUGGCAUCGCAGAAGCUCCUGGUAGUAUCUUUAUACAAUGUGGCCCCACUCCUGGACUGUGUCCUGGCUGCUAGUCUUCUGUCUCAGGAUAACUACCAUGAGAUAAAAGCUGAAAAGACCCCGCAAAACCGUGCCCGCAAACUGCUCGAGAUUGUCCAGGCUCAAAUGGACGAAAGUGAGGCCACUCGCUUUCUGGAGUGUCUGAGAGAAUGCAAGCAGCACUACCCACGUCUGCGCACCUGGCUGUCUGCUGAAACAGAGAUCCCAAGUGGACCUACAGAGCGGCAGUUACAGGCCCACUUUUAUUCUCUGUGUGGCCGUAUGAGCUCCUCUGUGCUGCCCAUCUCUCUGGCUCUCUUCUCCAGCAGCACCUUGACCCAGUUUGACCUUGAGCGGAUCCAGGCAGCACCCACCCCCACCCAGCAGACCCAAACCCUGCUGUCCAUCUGCCUGUCUAAAGGAGAGAACGCAUGCAAAAGCUUCUAUGAGGCUCUUUACAGUGAAGACCAGCAGUUAGCUGAGGAUAUGAAUGUUACUAGUUUGGAGAAGGAUCUACCAAGUCUGUCGCUUAACUGCGAUUCUGAGUCCAGCAGUGUUGCCAUAGCAGUGGAGGAGACCAGAGACACAGCAAGACACCUGCCUUACUCAGGAGUACUGCAGCAGGUCAAGGCUCAGCUGGGAGAAGCUGUGGGAGAUGAAGCCAGACUAAACGUGUGUGAGCUUGGGGUGGCAGUGGGGCUGCCACGCUGGACGGUCAGAGAGUGUCUUCUGGAGGGAGUCAGCAUAGAGGAUGCUUCUCAGCUGGAGGCUGUGGUGUCCCUCUUCAUGGACAAGACCCAGGAGGCUGAUCGGCUCAUGAGCAGAGUAGCAGAACUGGGCAUUCAAAGGCUGCAGCUCUCUGAGAGGGGCUGCUUGUCCCUGAAGUUGCUCCAGGAGGCUGAAGCUGUCCUCCGCAGUGGCAGCCACAGCCACCCACACACCUGGGACCACUUGCAUGAUCAAGAGCACCUGCAUGGCCCAGACCAGCUGCAUGUCGGGGACUGUGGCGAGCAGUGCAGGGUGUGGGCCAUCUUCAGCUUUCUACUGUGGGACUGCCUGGCCGAGGCUCUGGAGGAACCAGAGAUGAAGCCCAAUAGCUGGAGUAAAGGAGGAAGCCUAGCUGGAGUGCUGCAGCAUCUCCAGGGCUGCGAGAGGGUGGAGGCUGUUCUACUGAAGGAGCUAGAGCAGUGCUGGGAGGAGGGAGGAGGUGAGAACCUACUGCAAAGCAUCAGGCUUCUGGCUCAGAUUUUGAGGGACUUGCACCCUCUUCAGAACUACCUAAAACUUUCCGGACCUGUGGAUGGACUGUACACCUGUAGACUAAGCAGGAUCCACAGGGUCACCUCUUUCCAGGGCAUUUCUGCCAGAGUCAUCCGGAAAGCCCUGAACAGUGUCAUUCCUGCCUCAGUGCACCAAGAUUUGAUGCCACGAGCGCAACAAUACAGGGAUGUGUGUCUUAAGGUUGCACGAUUGCUGCAUACAGUACAGCCAGAAAGGGGCAUUAGUGACUUCACAGAUGCUCCCAUUGCUGAAGUCACCCAGCACAUUUGCCUUGUGCUUUCAAGGCCAGCUUUUAACUCUCAAGCCUUUGACGCUGGAAUUCGGCACCGCUUACUGGCUCUCAUAGAAUUUAAUCCUGCACAACUGGGCCUUGGCCCCCUGAUGCAGCUGCACCAGGAGACCCUGUCUGACCUUCUCCACUACCUUCAGCCAGGAGAGCACCACAGCUUCUGGUUUGACGUACAAUCCGUUCGAGUGCUCGGGCAGCCGCGGCUGCUUUCAGUCAGCAGCACCAGGGGGCUGGUUGCCAUUGACAAUGGGGUGGAGGAGAACUUUCGUUUCAUAACGUCUGAGGCAACUUCCUUCCUGGUGCGGCUCCGCUGCCUUGGCUACGAGGAGGCCAAAGGACACUUCUUGGUUAGCGAGCCACACUGCUUCUCCGCCUCACAGCUGGGGGAGGAAAGCCAAUGUGCCAUUCGCUGGCUAGGGGGGCAGAUUUUGGCAGAGAAAGAAAAUAAAAUGUGGAUGAGAGAAGGAGGAAGUGGAUGGAGGGAGGAACUGCAGACUGUGGCACAGAGACAUUCUGUCCAGCUCUUUGACGAGGGCUGCCUCUUCAAGGUCACAACCUUUGAGAUAGAGUGUGAGGUCAAGUUCAUCUACAGGUGUGGGAGGCUGUGGGCUAAAGCACAGAAAGGCUGUGAGGUGCUUUGAGACAGCACUUUACGACUGUAGGAUUAGGGUUAAAAAGUAAAAAUGCUGAGAAUUUUGCCCAAAGAAGUUACACAGUGUACACAGUUUAAAAACUGAAUAAGUCUACCACUAGGUGUUAACAUGUAAUAGACCUAGAGAACAGCUAAAAAUUAGCUGGUUUUAGUGGUGGUUGGAAAGGUUUAUCACAUUUAUAACAAAAAUGUAUGUUAGUCAAAAUGUCAUACAUAUUCUAAUUUUCAGUUUCACCUUAAUUGGAGCAGCAGUUAUAUUCUGGCACCGUACAGGCACCUGCACUAUUUAAGGCGGAACAGGAAAUUUUAAUAAGAGACCAACUAUGACGAACUCAGAGGAGCACAUGCCAACCUGUCCCCAAUUUGAAACUUAGUCACUUUUUCCCCCAAAGAUUUUUUAAGGUCAUCUGUCUCAUAAAAGCAAACCAUACAUAUGUGCGUCCAGCCCCUAGAUUCUAGUGGAAUUUGGAAGAAUGAACCGGUAUACUGCCCACUACUAGCUGUUUCUUUUGCUCUUCUGUACAAAAAGCCCCAGCAGCUCACUGUAGACCAAACACUGUAACUCUAAUGUCCAACUAAAAGGACACUUCAGUUUCAGUCCCCCCCCAUUAGCUUGUAGUUAAGUUAAGUUUUCAUCCAAAAGCAACAUCUGAAUGCAAAAUAAAUAUAAUUUAUGCAAUUAAAUAAAAAAGGCAAAUAAUCAUGUCCAUUUAGGACAGGCAAAAACUAAACAGUGGCCAGUUUGAGCUGAAAAGGGUAAAGCUAAAAGCUGGAGCCAUUUGAAAUGCAGACAACUGUGGUGCAGGCCAUAAUGGGGAAAUAUGCAAAAACAUUCCUCCAAACAUUUUUGUUGUAUGAAUUGUGUUAACAUCACUUUUACAGUUACAUGAAAUAGUACACAACACACUAUACUGCCAAAAGUAUUCGCUCAUCUGCCUUCGCACACAUGAAAUUGAGUGAGAUCCCAUUCUUAAUCCACAGGGUUUCAUAUAAUGUCGGCCCACCCUUUGC